AUGGGGGCUUUCUUUACUUUGUCCACCUCUUUUGUUGUCAUUCUCCUGGUAAUUCCUGGAGGUUUGUGUGUGGAUAUCAUUGGAGGAAAUGAAGUAGCACCUCACUCAAGACCAUUUAUGGCUCUAAUUAGAGGAAAAAAGGACGCAAAAAUUUGUGGAGGAGCUUUGAUCAAGGAAAACUGGGUGUUAACAGCUGCCCACUGUAAUAUGAAAGAUGGCAUUGUUAUUCUUGGAGCUCAUUCACUGCAAAAAAGAGAGCGCGAGCAACAAGUUCAUCAGAUUGCAAAACAAAUUCCCUACCCAUGCUACUCUGAUAGUAAAAAGGAAAAUGAUAUAAUGCUGCUGCAGCUUAAAAAAAGAGCAAAACUUAAUAAAGCUGUGAAAAUCAUUCCAUUGCCUAACUCAGAUGAUGAUCCCAAAGCAGGAACAAGUUGUAAAGUAGCAGGAUGGGGAAAAACUCACAAUAACCUGAAAAAGAGUUCUGGUACGCUAAGGGAAGUCAACAUCACUGUCAUCGAUAGAAGAAUAUGCAAUGAUUGGAAGCACUAUAACAGCAACCCUGUCAUAACAGAGAAUAUGAUAUGCGCUGGAUCUAGGAGAGGAGGAAAGGAUUCAUGUUCCGGGGAUUCAGGUGGACCUUUAAUAUGCAAUAAUGUGAUGAGAGGCAUCACUUCUUUUGGAAAGGCCAACAAGUGCGGUGCUGUUGACAGCCCUGGUGUCUACACUCGACUCACAAAGCAAUACCUUCUAUGGAUAAGGAAAACCAUAGGGGGAGAUUUACAGGCUGGAUUUUGA
This is a messenger RNA of Rhea pennata, 795 nucleotides long. RefSeq names its product granzyme A (gene GZMA). The transcript has 5 exons. The coding region runs from base 1 to 795 and encodes 264 amino acids. The record is from RefSeq and is a predicted model, not a curated record. Gene Ontology annotation, molecular function: serine-type endopeptidase activity. NCBI's taxonomy places the organism in Eukaryota, Metazoa, Chordata, Aves, Rheiformes, Rheidae. Gene Ontology annotation, biological process: proteolysis.